AUGAGGUUUGUCCAAUAUAUCCCGACUGGAAUUCCAAACGAAGACGGUGAGUUCCCAGGAAGGAACUAUACAGUUGGAAAAGUCAUACAACAACUGUAUGAUAUUAGGAAAGCUUCAAACCCCAAACUUGCAAUGACACUCAAAUUGCUUAUGAAUUCGACAUGGGGAUAUUCCAUAAAGAAACCUCAAGAGAUGAAGAGUAAACAUUAUGAGAAGGUCGACAACUUUGUUGAAAGGUUUUCUCCUUUUGUUUUGAAGUACGAAUUCACUCAAGGUCAAAGUGGCUUAGUAACCACAUUAAAACCUAUUGUCGAACAUUGGUCUUACCCUCAGUUCGCAAAAGCAGUCCUUGACAACUACAACAAAUUCUUCUCCGAAGUCAAAUCGAAAGUUGUGGUUUACUAUGAGAACAUUGACGCACUCAUGACGAACGAAGAAGGCUAUAACAAACUCAUUGAAAUGGGUUUAGUCAGUGAAAAGAUGGGUCAAUUCAAAUUGGACAAAAUUUUCACCGAAGUUCAUGUCCUCUCCAAGCGUAAGUACUGGGGCAUACUUGAAGACGGCACAGAAAUAAAACAUUGCAUGAAGUAA
Molecule: messenger RNA, 591 nt
Organism: Trichomonas vaginalis G3
Lineage: Eukaryota; Parabasalia; Trichomonadida; Trichomonadidae
Product: DNA/RNA polymerases family
Exons: 1
Coding region: 1-591 (196 amino acids)
Source: RefSeq, a predicted model, not a curated record